AUGUGGAUCUUGGAUUAUUUGCGCACGAUUUCGCUCGUAAAUGAAAUAAAACCUCCUCGAACUAACGUGGUCGAACAAAUCACGACUGGAAUCAAACGAGCCAUACUGCGCGAGGAAAGCGUGUGCCUUUCUUGCGAGAUAGUGGUGGUAGAGCUUAAAUCACAUACAUUACAGAUCGGACACUCUGAAAAAAUGAAUAGUAUAGAAGUUUAUACUACUUGUCCAUAUAACAAAUUACAUCGCAUUAGAAAGUCCAGGUUGCAAGUUCAUUUAAUGAAAUGUGCCAAAAAUUAUCCUAAAGAUUUCAAAAGUAUUUGUAUUUUUGAUUCAUCACAUAGGAUUGAUCCACAACAAUACGAGGAUCAUGUAGCAGAGUGUCCAUCAAGUGGACACAUAAGAAGUCAGUUUAUCUCAUUUGAAUCAGAGGAAGAUGUUGGAACAUUUCUAACAGAAGAUACAUUUAAGUCGGAAUGCGUUACAAAGAUUGAAGAAGAGUCCGGAAGUGGUCAAACAUUUAGAUAUGAUCCAAUGGCUGCGACAGAAAACAGAGAUAUAGUGAGAAUACCAAUUGGAUUGACGAAAUCACAGAAGAAACAAUUCAGACAAUAUGAAAGAAAUAGAUUGGCAGCUCUUGCUAAGAACAAGGAUACCAAUAAUGCAUUGCAAGAAAAUAUUGCAAGAAAGAAAACAGACCUUGAACAGCCGUUGCAAGCACCUAAACAACCUUCUAAAGCAAUAUUAUGUGACAAAGAGUUUAAUGGCCUGGUCUCAAAGUUAGACAAAAUCAAUAUGGAGGCAAACAGUAAUUCAUCAAAACAAAAGAAUAUUUUCGUUAUGGACAAUAGCUAUAAAGUAACAGAGUUUGAAGAAAAUUCUUUCAGAAAUAAUACUAUUGAUACAAAUAAUAUUUCAUUCAUUUCGGGAAAUAAUUUUAAUGAAAAUGACAAAAAAAAUGUUUCCAAUGAAGAAGACAAUGCCUCUAUGUUAACUAAAGACUUUCUUGAAGUGAAACAAAACAUUUUAGAUACAAAGGAUGAUUUUAAAAUGAAUGCAUAUGUUCCUCAAAGAAGUACUUUUAAAGCACAAAACGAUGAUAUUCAAAAAAAUAAUCUUCAACCAAAUGGAGGAAAUAGUUCUAAAUCUCAGAAUGUUAUUGGGUCAAAUCCAAGAAUGGCAACAAAAUUCUAUACGGAAGCAAAAUGGUUAAAUCCAAAAAUGACACCAAAAUUUUAUGGAGAAGCAAAAAAAGUUACCACUGGAAGAGGAUUUACUAGAGUUUAUCAAUAUUUGAAUUCCAGUAUGAAAGAAGAAGAAUUGAAGGAACUUGAAAAUACAAAAAAACUAAGUUCUCUCUAUGGCUCGUAGAUAUGAUACACGUACCACGAUUUUUUCUCCUGAAGGCCGUCUAUAUCAAGUGGAAUAUGCAAUGGAAGCUAUAAGCCAUGCAGGUACUUGUCUUGGCAUUUUAGCAACUGAUGGUAUUUUACUUGUAGCAGAAAGACGCAAUAUAAAUAAGCUAUUAGAUGAAGUGUAUUAUUCUGAAAAGAUCUACAAACUCAAUGAUGAUAUUGUGUGUUCUGUUGCUGGCAUUACUUCUGAUGCUAACGUAUUAACAAAUGAACUACGUUUAAUUGCACAACGUUAUUUGUUACAAUAUGGAGAACCUAUUCCUUGCGAACAACUUGUUUCUUGGCUGUGCGAUGUAAAACAAGCAUAUACACAAUAUGGUGGAAAAAGGCCUUUUGGUGUUUCGAUUUUAUAUAUGGGAUGGGAUAAACAUUAUGGUUACCAAUUAUAUCAGUCAGAUCCAAGUGGAAAUUACGGUGGUUGGAAAGCAACUUGUAUUGGACAUAAUUCUGCUGCUGCAGUAUCAUCAUUGAAACAGGAAUAUGAUAACAACAAUAUUACAUUAGAGGAAGCAAAAGCACUGGCUAUAAAAGUGCUCUCUAAGACAUUAGAUCUUAAUAAAUUAUCAGGAGACAAAGUGGAAAUGGUUACUUUAACAAGAGAAAAUAAUAAAACCAUUACAAGAAUUCUUCCCACGAGUGAAGUUGAUGCUUUAAUUGCAGAACAUGAUCGUCUAGAAACACUUGCUGAACAAGCUAAGAAAGAGAAACAGAAAUUAUAAAAACAAUUAUAUUGUAUAGCUUGCAUUUUUUUAUAUAUUUUCUUGUUUAAUAAUAGUGUUCUGAAAUUCUAUGAAUUUUUCUUUAUACAGUUUCCAACCCAUAUAUUAAGUAUAAUGUCAUUGUCCUCUUAUACUAUUGAAGAGAAAGUAAAGAACAGAAAAAAGAAAAUGCUGAAUAAUAAUGUAAGAAUAAAUAGAUUUUCUAUAUGUAGCAUUGUAGUAUUAAUUCAUCAAUUUGAUAUUUUUUUCUUGAAUCAGUAGAUUAACUGAGUUAUAUUUUAACUAACUUCUAAAAAUCGUAUAUAUUCUUUUAUUCAAUAUUUCUUAUUUUUCAAACUUUGAAAAACUUUUCUACUUUGAAAUAUGUCAUUUAUAUGAUGUUAACAAAUAAAGACAUUAGUUUUAAAGUAUUAAAUAUACAAUUUAGUAAUAUAUUGAGUAUUGAGUAGCAGACUUGAAAUCAUUUUGAUACACAAAUGUAACGUUAUAGGUUUGGAUAUAAAAAAUGAAAUAUCUUUAUCAUAUUUGAUUAUUAAUAACACACAUUAUUUGCUUAAAGUUUUUUUACCAAGUUUCUCUUUUAUCCUCAAUUUUAAUUAUUUAAUUACUUUUCCAAAAACAAAUUUUUAAGCAAUUUAUAAUAUAAAACAAUUUUAUUAACUAUCAAAAUAGUAAUAUCAA
Messenger RNA from Heterotrigona itama, 2809 nucleotides. Lineage: Eukaryota; Metazoa; Arthropoda; Insecta; Hymenoptera; Apidae. The record is from the annotation of a GenBank genome assembly.